AUGGAGGUCAAGAGAAAAGACCAAAUGGAGCCCCAUGAUUGGAUGUGCUCGACUGCUAGAGUUAUCCCACAAAGCAGCACAGAAUUCACAAAGCAAUCUUGUGGCACAACAGCGUAUCCAAGACUAUGCUAUACUUCCCUCUCAAUCCAUUCAAGCACAAUCCAAACCAGCCCUAAGCUCCUAGCCAAUGCAGCCCUUAAUGUCAACACUGUCAUCAACUAA
Messenger RNA from Dovyalis caffra, 222 nucleotides. The record is from the annotation of a GenBank genome assembly. Lineage: Eukaryota; Viridiplantae; Streptophyta; Magnoliopsida; Malpighiales; Salicaceae.